AUGAGGAUGUUAAAUCAGCCUGCAGAAUAUCCAGUACACCCGGACUUUUAUGAAGUCGAAAACCCUAAUGGAACAUAUGAAAAUGUUUUCGACCCAGAUGCUAUUAUCGUUCAUGCUUCAUUUUCUGGUGCACAAAACUCUUUCUUAUGCUUGGCAAAUGACUUUUACGAAAAACCUACAAAGUUAUACGAACCACCAAGUGGAAGUAUUUCAGACUUUCAAGUAUGGUUUACUACAGAUGGAAGAAAAAGAAUAAUUCCAUUAUACCAUGCGUUUUACUUAGAACUUAGUUUCAUAUACAACUACUAUCGAACGGUAAAAAUAUAA
Messenger RNA from Trichomonas vaginalis G3, 327 nucleotides. RefSeq lists its product as uncharacterized. The record is from RefSeq and is a predicted model, not a curated record. Lineage: Eukaryota; Parabasalia; Trichomonadida; Trichomonadidae. Bases 1 to 327 code for a protein of 108 amino acids. The transcript has a single exon.